AUGGGAAUGGUCUAUGGAGACAUGAUGGGGUCUCUUUCUCUUGCCACUUUUUCCAAUGGUUCUUCAUCUCAAGAGAGUUAUGGUCAUAGUCAUGGUCAUGGUCAUGGUGGUGCUUCUGGCGUGGAAAAUGGGAGGAGCACAAGCUGGAGUUUUCCUUUCAUGAGGGAAUUCCUUUCCUCAAACUUUGAAGACAGUAGUGAUCUUGGGGCUGGGGAGAGUAACAGUAAUGAGAAAACAAACACUAAUGGCAAGUUUAGUGAAGAAAGUAACCCUAAUGAGAACCCUCUUAGUGGCAAAGAGGUAGAUAGUGGACACUCCAAACUGUGUGCAAGAGGGCAUUGGAGGCCCGCAGAAGAUUCCAAGCUGAAGGAGCUUGUGGCUCUUUACGGCCCUCAGAAUUGGAACCUCAUAGCUGAAAAGCUGGAAGGAAGAUCAGGGAAGAGUUGUAGGCUGCGGUGGUUCAACCAGUUAGAUCCAAGGAUCAACAGAAGAGCUUUCAGUGAAGAGGAGGAAGAGAGGCUAAUGCAGGCACAUAGAAUUUAUGGCAACAAAUGGGCCAUGAUUGCAAGGCUUUUCCCUGGGAGAACAGAUAAUGCAGUGAAGAAUCACUGGCAUGUUAUAAUGGCCAGGAAGUACAGGGAGCAAUCCAGUGCUUACAGGAGGAGGAGAAUGAGCCAAUCCGUUUACAGAAGGGUGGAGCAAAAUCCAACCUUUAUUUGCAGAAGGGAUACCUCAACCACGGAACAAGAACCAUCACCUUCGCAUUGUCUCAAUCUCCUCAACAAUGGAGUAGGAGUCACCAAUAACGAGUCUAGUUUCCCAUCCUUCCAUGGAGUAGGUGCUGGUGAGGUUGUUGAGUUUGGCUUAAACGGUUCUCCACGAAACAUGACUGGUGGGAGAGAAACAAUGUCAAUCGCCCCACAAGUUGGAUUGUGUGUUGAAGCUCAACAAGCACCAUUUAAUUUCUACUUAGGUGGUGGAAGCAAUGACAUGAUGGGAGAGUCUAAUAGCCAGAUCAGAUGCUGGGAAAGGACCAAUGAAUCUCUUCACCAUCAUUGGCAGCCAUCUGGUCUAUACCCUCAUUAUCCCCAACAAUAUUUGAUGGCAAUGCAACAGCUUGACAACAACACACGCAACAAUUUUUACAGUUUCUUGAAUUCCUCAUCAGCAUCAACAACCACAGGCAAGGAACCAUCAUCAUCACCAUGUGUUGCAGGAAUCAGAGAUAAAGUGGUGAAUAGUGACCCCCCAGAUGGUGUUCCACCCCCAUUUUUUGACUUCCUUGGAGUAGGAGCCACAUGA
Sphenostylis stenocarpa is the source of this 1302-nucleotide messenger RNA. The record is from the annotation of a GenBank genome assembly. Lineage: Eukaryota; Viridiplantae; Streptophyta; Magnoliopsida; Fabales; Fabaceae.